AUGACUUAAACAAUAAAUUUCAAUAUUCAGAUAUUCGUUCAACUAUUCAGAAUAUUAUUUUUGAGAUCAAAGUUUCUACUCAAAUUUAAAUUAUUAUGAUGGGUGUUCAUUUUUAUUCAUGAGAUAAAGGAAGUUAAACAAGUGCUUUGGAUAAUAGUGCUGAAACUCUUAUUAUUUUGGAAGCCCUAUAUUGAUGGCUGAUUCAUGUAUCAGACCACAGAAAAUUUUGAGAUGGAUUGCAUGGAAUGAUUAAAAUGGAAUUUCUAAAUAAUAUAUCUCAACAUUAUUUCAUAUAUCAUAAUUACGAAGAAUAUGUAUCGCUUCUAAAAAUGAUGUUGGAUAUGUGAAAACUAUUUGGUUUGGUUUUACAGCCAAUUUAUAAAUUAGUAGAAUUGUUAGACAAUGAA
Paramecium sonneborni is the source of this 407-nucleotide messenger RNA. The record is from the annotation of a GenBank genome assembly. Lineage: Eukaryota; Ciliophora; Oligohymenophorea; Peniculida; Parameciidae.